GGAGGAGAAGGAGGCGGCGGGACUACCAACCGCCCAGGCAGCCCGGGCCCAACCGCCGCCACGUCUCCUUCCGGAGAGGCCGGCAACACCGCCUCCACCCACUUGGGCCUCCCGCCACCGUUUCCGGGGCAGAGAGCAUAUCAACAUCCGGGGCCGCCGAGCCGUUCGCCUACGGAAGCCGGGACACCGGCCGGGCUGUUCUCGCCUCCCACAACCGCAGUCUCGCGGUGGGGAUCGAACGCGGCGGCCUCCCGGGAGGGGACGCCGGAAGACCCGGCCUUGGAGCAGCCUUUUCGGUGGCGAAGUGGCGGCACGGAGAGCCGACUGGUCAAAGGAAUGGAUUUUACAGAGGCUUACUCUGACACAUGCUCCACGGUUGGACUUGCUGCCAGGGAAGGCAAUCUUAAAGUCUUAAGAAAACUACUCAAAAAGGGACAUAGUGUUGAUGUUGCUGAUAACAGGGGAUGGAUGCCAAUUCAUGAAGCGGCUUAUCACAACUCUGUAGAAUGUUUGCGGAUGUUGAUUCGUGCAGAUUCAUCUGAAAACUACAUUAAGACAAAGACUUUUGAGGGCUUCUGUGCAUUGCAUCUUGCUGCAAGUCAAGGACACUGGAAGAUCGUACAGAUUCUUUUAGAAGCUGGGGCCGAUCCUAAUGCAACUACUUUAGAGGAAACCACACCACUGUUUUUAGCUGUUGAAAAUGGACAGGUAGAUGUGGUAAGGCUGUUGCUUCGACACGGAGCAAAUGUUAAUGGAUCCCAUUCUAUGUGUGGAUGGAACGCCUUGCACCAGGCUACUUUUCAGGAAAAUGCUGAGAUCAUAAAAUUGCUUCUUAAAAAAGGAGCAAACAAGGAAUGCCAGGAUGACUUUGGAAUCACACCUUUAUUUGUGGCUGCUCAGUAUGGCAAGAUAGAAAGCUUGAGCAUACUUAUUUCAUCGGGUGCAAAUGUCAAUUGUCAAGCUUUGGAUAAAGCGACUCCUUUGUUCAUUGCUGCUCAGGAGGGCCACGUGGAAUGUGUGGAGCUUUUGCUGUCCAGUGGGGCAGAUCCUGAUCUUUACUGUAAUGAGGACAAUUGGCAGUUACCUAUUCAUGCAGCUGCACAGAUGGGCCAUGCAAAAAUCUUGGACUUGUUAAUACCGCUUACUAACCGAGUCUGUGACACUGGGCCAGACAAAGUGAGCCCUGUUUACUCAGCAGUGUUUGGAGGCCAUGAAGCGUGCCUAGAAAUGUUACUCCGGUGUGGCUACAGCCCAGAUGCCCAGAUGUGCCUCGUCUUUGGAUUCAGUUCUCCCAUGUGUAUGGCUUUCCAGAAGGACUGCGAAUUCUUUGGAAUUGUGAAUAUUCUUUUGAAAUAUGGAGCCCAGCUAAAUGAACUUCAUUUGGCUUACUGCCUGAAGUAUGAGAAGUUUUCAGUAUUUCGCUACUUUUUGAAGAAGGGUUGCCCGUUGGCACCAUGGAACCAUGUAUCUGAAUUUAUAAAGCAUGCAAUUAAAGCGCAAACAAAAUAUAAGGAAUGGUUGCCGUCUCUCCUGCUUGCUGGAUUUGACCCUCUGAAUCUACUAUGCAGUUCAUGGAUUGACUCAGUCAGUGAUGACACCCUUAUCUUCACUUUGGAGUUUACUAAUUGGAAGAGACUUCCUCCAGCUGUUGAAAAGAUGCUCUCUGCUCAUGCCUCAAACUCCUCUUGGGCUCUACAGCAACAUAUUGUUAAUUCCAAAUGUGGACCACAGGCAGAAGUCUUCAGUGACGAGAAGCUAUUGUCCUCUGUUCCAUCCCUGACGCACCUUUGUCGUUUGGAAAUUCGGUCCAGGCUAAAACCAGGACACCUACGAUCUGACAGUUUUAUCUGUCAGUUGCCACUUCCCAGAAGCCUACAUAAUUAUUUGCUCUAUGCAGAUGUUCUGAGGAUGAAUGAAGUUCCAGAACUGGCAGUUAUUCAAGGUGAAGAAAUCAGCAAAGCUACUUAACACAGCUCACUUACUCUGAAAACCACCAAGACAAAGAGUCACAGAGUACGAAUUCUUAAUGAUUUUGUAGUCACAAAAGAUGAUUUUUGUUUGUGUGUUUGGUUAGGUUUUGGGGGACAGUAGUUUAAUGCAAAUGUUUACAACUAGGCUUCUUGGUAAAAAAAAAUAUUGUAAACCUUGCUUAUGUUACUUCAUUGCAGUUUCAUCACCAGUACAUUUUAUGCUGUAAUAUUCAUUUACCUAACCAUAUUCUGCUUUAUUCUCUUACUGUUAAGUGUGAUGCCACUUCUAGGGCUAAACGUGGAAUAUUUCCACCUAUGAUUCUGUGUUUACCUGGGGGUAGGAGCUUUGAAUGGAAUGCAUAAAACUUUCCUGGAAGUGAACACACAGUGGGGUUGAAUCUGUUAUUAUUGUUAUUGUAUUUGAGGUUGAAUCUCUCUCAUGUUUAUAAAAGAAUUAUCUUUUAUUCUAUUCUCAUCUCUUAAUUCAGUCAUUUUUAUGAAGAAUUGAUAUUCAUUGGCUUUUUACAGGUAAACUCAGGGGAGAAUUUUUUUUUUUUUUUAAAGAACGUAGAAAAGGGAUCAUACUACAUUUAGAAUGCUAAUCAGGAGAUGGGAGGGGCAUUUCUGUGGUACUGUCUUUAAAGAAAGAAAGGUAUGUAUUCCUGAGUCUCUUAGUAUCAGAUAAAACAAGCUCCCUUCAGCCUCCAAAUCACAGAGCAGCUUUGAUCCUAUUAAGCAAUGAUUGCCAGUUCUAUCAAAAUUGUAGUUUUUCCAUUUUGUUAUCUAGAUAGGUCAUCAAAUAGUCCAUGAAAUUUAGACCUCAGAAUCCUAGGUUAAUGAGCCUCUGCCUCAUUGGUUUUACAAUUGUUUGAUCUGAAUCUAGAGUCAGAGAAGACUAAACGCUGGAUCAAGUGAGUUAUGGUAAGAGGCCGUGGGGACCAGUCUUGAGAGAAGGGUUAUGAAAGCACUUCUGUCAUAACAGACAACUAGAAAUGGGGUCCCAAGGAGGAUAAGUCUUCUGUCCUAUUGGGAUCCUCUGGCUUAAAGUAGAUGGGAAUGGGUCAGCCAGGUGUGUCUCUGAUAGGCCUUUGCUGUUUGAUAAAAGCAGUGAUGAAGGCAGACCAAAUGAUGGAGGCAUGAUUAAGGUCUGGAGGGAUGACUGAACUCAGCACAGAUUAGAGCUAUAGUUACUGCCUGUGGGGUGGAGAUAGAGUUUGAAUGUGGGUCUAAUGUCAGAAAUAAGGGUAGAUAUGGAAAACCAGGUAGAAAUUCUGAUAAUUUAAUAAAGAAAUUCCAAGGAUGUAUCUAUUAUAUGCUAUUUUUUAAAUGUUGACCACGUCUUUAUUUUUUCAAACCCUAAGUCUCUGAUUUUUAACAUAACCAGUUUUUUUGUUAUGCCCAAAUGUACAUAGAAUAUUUACAUUUAAGGGUAAAUCUUUUCAUGUGUUUUUGUUCAUGUUCAAGUAUGUAAUAAAAAUUCAACU
Equus quagga is the source of this 3454-nucleotide messenger RNA. RefSeq names its product ankyrin repeat and SOCS box containing 3 (gene ASB3). Gene Ontology annotation, molecular function: transcription cis-regulatory region binding; protein binding. Gene Ontology annotation, biological process: positive regulation of transcription by RNA polymerase II; intracellular signal transduction. Lineage: Eukaryota; Metazoa; Chordata; Mammalia; Perissodactyla; Equidae. Gene Ontology annotation, cellular component: nucleus. The record is from RefSeq and is a predicted model, not a curated record. The annotation marks the transcript as partial. The transcript is spliced from 11 exons.